AUGGCUCGAUUUCCCUCACAACAAAACCGUCCGGUCCAUGCGACCCCCCAUGUCAACCACAAUGGGCCAAUUGAACAAAACUAUGACACCGCCAACCCUGCCUACAUCCGCAAGUACCUCCGCACAUACGGAUUGACUCCCCCUCGCGCAGAAAGCUACGAGACCCAGAAGACUCGGUGUCUCGCCCAGUUGGCGUUGAAGCAGACUCCCAUCGAUAAAUUCCUCUACCUCAGCACUCUCCGUAAGAACAAUGUACACCUGUUUUACCGUCUGGUCACAGACCACCUGCGGGAAAUGACUCCCCUCAUCUAUACCCCAGUCGUUGGCGAGGCCUGCCAGCGGUGGUCCGAGAUCUACCAACAGCCGGAAGGUAUGUACCUCAGCUGGGAAGACCGGGGUAACUUGGCUUCUGUCAUUGCCAACUGGCCCCAGCCCAACGUGGAGAUCACAUGCAUUACCGAUGGUUCCCGAAUUCUCGGUCUAGGUGACCUUGGCAUCAACGGAAUGGGUAUCCCCAUUGGCAAGUUGGCUCUCUACACUGCAUGUGCUGGUAUCCGACCUGAAGCCACCCUGCCCUUGACUCUUGAUCUCGGAACAAGCAACAAGACUCUCCGGGAAGACCCGCUGUACUUGGGUAGCCGCCGCGACAAGGUUACUCCCGAUGAGGAGCGCGAGUUCUUGGACGAGCUUAUGGCUGCCUUGACCGAGCGCUGGCCCGGUAUUGUCAUUCAGUUCGAAGAUUUCAAGAACCCCUUCCCUGCACUGGAGCGCUACCAGGACGUCUACACUUGCUUCAACGACGACAUCCAGGGCACUGGUGCCGUCAUCCUCGGUGGUGUCAUCAACGCCGUGAAGCGCUCUGGAGUUCCCUGCAAGGACCAGCGUGCGGUUUUCUUCGGUGCGGGAAGUGCUGGAGUGGGUGUCGCUAAGCAGAUUGUGGCUUUCUUCAUGCGCGAGGGUAUGACCGAGGAUGAGGCUCGCUCAUGCUUCUAUCUGGUCGACACCAAGGGUCUUGUGACCGCAGACCGAGGUGAUAAGCUUGCCGAGCACAAGGUCUACUUCGCCCGCACAGAUAACCAGGGUCAGCAGUUCAAGACCCUUGAGGAGGUCGUCGACCACGUCAAGCCCUCCAUUCUCAUGGGUCUUUCCACCAUGGGUGGCGUUUUCACACCCGAGAUUCUGCGCAAGAUGGCCGAAUGGAACGACAAGCCCAUGGUCUUCCCUCUUUCAAAUCCUUCCCACAAGUCUGAAUGUGACUACGAGGCUGCCGUCACGCACACCGACGGCCGUGUUCUCUUCGCCUCCGGUUCUCCCUUCCCUACCAUGUCCUUCACCAACUCCGCCGGCGAGACCAAGAUGUACUACCCCGGCCAGGGUAACAACAUGUACGUCUUCCCUGGUAUCGGGCUGGGCACUAUCCUGUCCAAGUCCGUGAAGGUCACCGACAGCAUGAUCUAUGCUUCCGGUGAGGCCCUCUCCAAGGCUCUCACUGCGGAGGAGAUUGAGCGUGGUCUCCUCUACCCCGACCUGACCCGCAUCCGUCAGGUCAGCGUUGUUGUGGCCCGCAACGUUAUCCGGGCUGCCCAAGAAGCCAAGGUCGACCGUGAGGCUACCCUCCGCACAAUGGACGAUGAGGCCCUUGAUGCGUGGAUCAAGGCUCACAUGUACGACGCUCACUCCGAGGUUCACCAACUCGAGCGGGAAGUUGGUUCUAUCCUGUCUACCCUGGGUGCCCCAGGUCAACACUUCACCAAUGGCUCCUCAGACGAGGCUAAGCUGUAA
Molecule: messenger RNA, 1782 nt
Organism: Aspergillus mulundensis
Lineage: Eukaryota; Fungi; Ascomycota; Eurotiomycetes; Eurotiales; Aspergillaceae
Product: Malic enzyme
Exons: 6
Coding region: 1-1782 (593 amino acids)
Biological process (GO): pyruvate metabolic process; malate metabolic process
Cellular component (GO): mitochondrion
Molecular function (GO): malate dehydrogenase (decarboxylating) (NAD+) activity; NAD binding
Source: RefSeq, a predicted model, not a curated record